Molecule: messenger RNA, 978 nt
Organism: Morus notabilis
Lineage: Eukaryota; Viridiplantae; Streptophyta; Magnoliopsida; Rosales; Moraceae
Product: fasciclin-like arabinogalactan protein 12
Exons: 1
Coding region: 1-978 (325 amino acids)
Source: RefSeq, a predicted model, not a curated record
AUGAAGAAACAAGUUCUCAUCUCCUCCUUCUUAAUCAUGUUCCUCUUCACCACAACCUCAGGCCAGUCUCCGGCCCAAUCUCCAUCGCAGAACCCGGUGGUGAAGCCUGCUCCUCAAACCCCGGCUCAAGCUCCAGCUGCCAAACCAGCCCUAGUCCAACCCCCAACCCCUCCUGUCCUCCCUGCCCCCACCCUAGCCCCGUCUGCAGAGCCCCUCGUCCAUUCCCCGCCGCGCAAGGCCCCAAAGCCAGCUCCCCCCAAUGUCACCGAUAUCCUCGACAAGGCCAGCGGCUUCAGCGUCUUCAUCCGCCUCCUCCACAACACCGACGUCAUCAACCAAAUCGAGAACCAGCUCAACUCCUCCAACAGCAUGACCAUCCUGGCCCCGACCAACGGCGGAUUCUCAAGUCUGAAAGGAGGCAUUCUCAACUCCCUCACUCCCGAGCAGAAAGUCCAGCUCCUGCAAUUCCACAUCCUCCCGUCGUUCCUGUCGCUCCAAAACUUCGAAACCGUAACCAACCCGGUGCGUACUCAGGCGAGUAACACCGAAGAUUACCCCAUGAACAUCACCACCGAAGGCAGCUUCGUCAACAUAUCCACCGGCAUCGUCAACACCACGAUCUCCGGCACAGUGUACGCCGAUAACCAGCUGGCGAUUUACCGAGUCGACAGCGUGCUUCUACCUAUGGGAAUUUUCGCUCCGAAAGUUGAUUCUCCAUCGCCAUCACCGUCGCCUGAUCCGGCACCUGUUCCGGCGCCAGUGAAGCCUAAGAAGGAGGCAUCAGCUUCCGCUUCAGCAUCCGCAUCUUCGCCAUCGAACUCAUCGUCGUCGGCGUUGAAACCAUCGCCAAAGACGAAUUCUUCAUCGGCGUCGGCUUUGAUCAGCCCAGUUGCGGCGUUGGAUGAGUCCGGUGCAGCUGGUCAUGUGAGGUCUGUUGGCAUUGCUUUCGGAGUUAUUCUGUUGGGUCAAUUUCUUUGA